UUAACGUUUUCAUGAUUAAAGAUAUCACACCUCUUAUAAUGUGUAAGCCCUGCUGAAAAAACCAGCAUACCAGCAAGAGGUUUGCAAGUGAACACCAGCUAAACCAGCAUCAGCACCAGCAUUAGCACCAGCUAAACCAGCACCAAACCAGCAUUAGCACCAGCUGAACCAGCAUUAGCACCAGCAUCCCAUGCUGGUCAUACCAGCAUAUGUUGUGUUUUGGUGCUGGUAUGCUGUGACCACCAGCAUAGACCAGCAUAAUUCCCAUGCUGGUUUUUUCAGCAGGGAUUAUGUUUACAUCGCCAUAGAACUAUAAUAACAAACUUAACGUUACAUAUUUAGACACACGUGCAUACCUGUAUUUUAAAAUAAGAUUAUUUUACAUAAAUGUAAAACUAGGACUCGUUAUAUUCUUUAAAAUAUUGUGUAUAUAGUAUAAUGGCACAUUAGGUAGAUGAACGCUUUAUUUGUAAUUAUCCUACUUCAUAAAGUUAACUAUUGCUUAUUGAUCUGAUAUUGUCUCGUCGUGAGAUCGCUCGUGUGCAGCCAACACCCAGCAAGCAAUUUUGCGGCUAAUAGACGUCUAGUAGCCAUCUAAACACCCCCCUGACGUCUAGGCUAAAACAAGGCUAAUUUUGGGCUGUCAGUGAAAAUCUAGUAGACGUCUAUCAUAGCCCAAGAAUAGACUAGUCAUCAAAUAGAUGGCUAUUAAACGUCUACAUAUAUACGUCUAAUAGACGGUGAAUGUGGGUCUAGGCUAAAACAAGGCUAAUUUUGGGCUGUCAGUGAAAAUCUAGUAGACGUCUAUCAUAGCCCAAGAAUAGACUAGCCGUUAAAUAGACGGCUAUUAAACGACUACACGUGUGUGUCUAAUAAACAACAAAAGAAUGGCUAAAGAAUUCUUUUUAAUCCAUUAAAAAAGGUUCUCAUAAACAUGCAAUCAUGCAAUUUAUUACAAAAAAUAUUGUUAAUACAAUAGAAAUUCAGAUAAGACAAAAUUAAGAAAAACUACUUAACAAAAAGAAUAAAAACAGUAACAAAAUAAAAGCAUAUAUAACAAAAUACAACUUUAAAAAUGAAAUAACAUCUAAACAUUAACAAACUAUCUUCAGUUCACGUCCACUUAUUAAUUGUACUAAUUUCUAUACCCCCCCCCCCAGUGCUCCCUGGUGCCUGUUUGAAAUGCCCCCAUUGCAGUGUUGGGAACGUUACUUAAAAAAAGUAAUUAGUUAUAGUUACUCACUACUUGUUCCAAAAAGUAACUGAGUUAGUAACUGAAUUACUCUAUAAUAAAAGUAACUCGUUACCAGGGAAAGUAACUAUUUGCGUUACGGUUAAAAAAAAGUUGCUAUAUGUCAAAGAAUUUGUAUUUUUUUAGCAGUUUUCACAUGUCAGUUGAAAUGAGUAGAACAGACAGGUGUUCAUACAUAACUUUCCAUAUUUAUUGCACGUCAACAGACAGCAAGAGUUUUAUCCUACACUUCAAGUAUUAUCUUUGUAAGAAAAGUAAACAGUUACACCAUAUAAAGUGCAUUUAACUUCAGCAAACUAAAUUAAAUAAAACUCUCUCAAACUGAGACAACUGGUCAAAGUAAACAACCUGUACUUCCAAGUGUUUUGUUCACAAAAAGUUAACUUUUAAACAACAAAAAGUGUGUUUGCUCUGUAGUCGUAUUCUUAAUUAAAUAAAUCAAACUCGCAAUGUCAGACAACUGGGGCCGGAUUCACGAAAAUAUUCUUAAGUGAAAAAAUAAGAAGGUUCUUAAGAUAAAAUAUAAGAAGUUCGUAAGAAUAUUCCUAAGUGAUAUUCUCGAACAUUUCUUAAGAAGUUCUCAAAUAUUUACUUAAGAACUUCUUAAUUUUUUCUUAAGAAAAUUUAUUAAGAUAAAAAUUACUGGUGUAACUGGUGUGGCAACAACAAACUUAGUAACAAUUAUAUUAUUUCUGUAUUUUAUCUUUUUUAAAGUAUCACUCACCUCUCGUUCUCUAUUUAAACGCCGUUAGGUGAGUUCGUUUAAGCUAACGACAUUAACCGUCAUAGCAAAACUUCCAUACUAUAAAGUGGCUCGGCUAGUCGAUCAUCUGAGAUGGAGGAGAGAAAAAGAAAUAAAAACUUUAGUAAACAAGAACUCGAGGUUCUUAUAGAAGAAAUUAGCUCAAGAAAGAAGGUUCUCCUUGGGAGAAUCGAUAAUUUCACAACGGCGCAAAGUAAGCGUCUUGCUUGGGAACGGGUGGCGGAUGCUGUUUCAGCUGUGGCAAACUCCGUUAGGGAUGUGGACGGGGUGAAAAAGAAGUGGGCAGAUUUAAAGUCGGCAGUAAAAAAAAAAGGAGCCGAAAGAGCAAGGGAGCAGAGAAAAACAGGAGGUGGAUUACCAUCUGUAAAUCUGGAUCCAUGGGAGGAGAAAAUAUUGUCCAUUAUCGGUGAAACAGCUGUAACUGAAAUCGAUUCCGGCGUGGAUACAAAUGAAGUGAGCGUGACUUUGGAGCUCCUCCCGAUUGACCCACCCUGCACAAUGGAUUCUAGUUUGGACAGAGAAGUUGAAGAGGGUACCCUGGAGCCUGCAGAGUUCAGUUUGUCACAGGUCAUGUUUGAUGACAACCCUCCCCUGUACCAAACUCCAAAACCAAAGAGGUUGCGCACAGAGGAGAUGGUUGAUAUCCAGAGACAACUGUUAAAUGAAGUGACUGCACUCCGUAAAUGUCAGGAGGAGUUGCUUCAGGUGGAGAAAGAAAGGCUGGCCAUUGAACGAGAAAAACUAAAAUUAAAAUUUUUUGAAUUGUAAUUAUUUAUUUGUUUUUAAAUAUUAAUAUAUUUAGACGGUAAUAUACAUAUUGGUAACAGAAUUAUAAUAAUUGAGCAAUAGUAAUGUACUUAUUUUAUUGUAAUUUAACUUGACUGACAUUUUAAUAAAUAUGAAUUUGUAAACAAUUGCAGUAACACUUUGUUUUAGGUAAAUCGUGUAGCUAUUAGAUUAUUGCGUGCUUGCAAUCCUGAGUUGCUAGGAGGGUUUGCAGCAU
Molecule: messenger RNA, 3018 nt
Organism: Paramisgurnus dabryanus
Lineage: Eukaryota; Metazoa; Chordata; Actinopteri; Cypriniformes; Cobitidae
Source: RefSeq, a predicted model, not a curated record